This is a messenger RNA of Pectinophora gossypiella (pink bollworm), 780 nucleotides long. RefSeq lists its product as uncharacterized. Gene Ontology annotation, molecular function: catalytic activity. The transcript has a single exon. The record is from RefSeq and is a predicted model, not a curated record. NCBI's taxonomy places the organism in Eukaryota, Metazoa, Arthropoda, Insecta, Lepidoptera, Gelechiidae. The coding region runs from base 1 to 780 and encodes 259 amino acids.
AUGGCGGAGUGGCUGAUACACGUGGCUGUGGUUGCUGAGCCAUACGUGGUCCCUGCCCGAGAUGACUGGUUAAGCGACCGCGGCAACUCUGUGGCCAUCUUCGCCCCCGCCGCUAGUGGCUCCCCCCCCCCCUUCGAUAAGGUAGCGAAGGGUAGGGGAUGCGUGCUGGCUGUCGUUGGCGGAGUUGCAGUAGUGGGGGUGUAUUUCCCACCAAGUUGGCCCCUCGCCGACUUCGAAGGGGCCCUCGCGGAAGUCGGAGAGGAGCUAGAAGACUGGGCGGUGACUUCGGGCCUGGUGAUUUUGAACAGGGGCACCAAUAACACCUGUGUCCGCCAGCAGGGGGGGUCAAUCGUGGACCUCGCGUUCACAACCCCCUCCAUGGCCCGGAGAGUUCAAGGGUGGAAGGUGGAGGUAGACGUGGAGACAUUGUCGGAUCACCGAUAUAUCCGGUUCGAUGUCUCUACGUCUGCCCCCACAACGGUGCCAGUGACUCGCUCCUCUAUUGAGGAGGGCCCUCGCUGGGUGCUGGGUCGACUGGACCGUGAGCUGGCCGAGGAGGCGGCCAUUAUGGAGGGCUGGGUGGUGGACGCCGGCCCACCCGGGGACGUGGAUGCGGGAGCGGAGCUGCUCGGCGCAUCGCUUACGAAUGUAUGCGAUGCGUCGAUGCCUAGAGCCAGACCGCUUCCCCCACGUCGUCGGGUGUACUGGUGGCGCACUGAGCUGCACCAACUGCGCCAAACCUGCGUCGCUGCGCGCCGCUGCUAUACGAGAUGCCUGUAG